GGGAGGGGAGGAGCAGAGAGGUGAGGGGCGGAAUGGGCCGGCCCCUAGAAUUGGGGCCCGGGAAGAUCGGAGGUGCCGGCGACGAGGUGGUAGUGGUCCUGCCACCUCGCGUGUGGAGGGAAGGAGAGAAGCCAGGAAAUAAAGAGGAAAAAGGGAGCGAUGCAGAUUUCGGGAAGAACCACGGGACCGUCUUAGCCUUGGCUGGGCCGCGGAGCGAUUGGUUCCCUGAAGGGUCCAGAACAAAUAGCUGCUGAGCUUCCCUCUACCCCCAGUUCCUCAUCUCACCUGAGCCACUUACAGACCAGAUCCUCAGCCUCUGCCCAGCUCCAGACACACAGCUUCUCCAGGCAGCUUUGAUUCAGAACAGGGAUUGCUUCUUGAGGGUGGAGACCUAAGAAGGUUCUUAAGUUUCACAGCUGUGUACACCCAAAAAGGACUUGGCCAAGUAGGUGUCUCCUGGCCGUCUCAGUCUGCUGCUUCCUCCUUCCCCUCUCUGCCCUACCAAACCCAUAUCGGUACCUCCAGACCUUCAAGGGCUGCCACGGAGCUGGCUGGCCCAAAUCUGCUCACCCGGACGAUGUCACCUGGUGGUAGAGGAGGACAGUGAGACGGUGGCUGGGAGUCAGGUUGUAGCCACUUGCCUGCCACUGCCCAGCCGAGGGGCAGCCCAGAGCCCAGGAGCAGCAAGUGGCUGCAGGUCACAGCCACAGAGAGGCUAUGAGUGUGGCGGUGACCACCUCCGCUCCCCUCCCCCCAGCCUCAGACACCAACAUGCUCACGUCCACCUUCUCCCUGGUGGACUAUGUGGUCUUUGUCCUGCUGCUGGUUCUCUCCCUCGCCAUCGGGCUCUACCAUGCCUAUCGUGGCUGGGGGCGACAUACCAUUGGACAGCUGCUGUUGGCGGACCGCAAAAUGGGCUGCUUCCCUGUGGCGCUGUCCUUGCUGGCCACCUUCCAGUCAGCCGUGGCCAUCCUGGGCGUGCCAUCCGAGAUCUACCGAUUUGGGACCCAGUAUUGGUUCCUGGGCUGCUCCUAUUUCCUGGGGCUGCUGAUCCCAGCGCAUGUCUUCAUCCCAGUCUUCUACCGCCUGCAUCUCACCAGUGCCUAUGAGUACCUGGAGCUCCGGUUCAAUAAAGCUGUGCGGGUUUGUGGGACUGUGACCUUCAUCUUUCAGAUGGUAAUCUACAUGGGGGUUGUCCUCUACGCACCGUCAUUGGCCCUCAAUGCAGUGACUGGCUUUGAUCUCUGGCUGUCAGUGCUGACCCUAGGCAUUGUCUGUACGGUCUACACUGCUCUGGGUGGACUGAAGGCAGUCAUCUGGACAGAUGUGUUCCAGACACUGGUUAUGUUCCUAGGGCAGCUGGUGGUUAUCAUUGUGGGGUCGGCCAAGGUGGGCGGUUUGGGGCACGUGUGGGAUGUGGCUUCCCAGCAUGAACUUAUCUCUGGAAUCGACCUGGAUCCGGACCCUUUUGUGCGGCACACUUUCUGGACGCUGGCCUUCGGGGGUGUCUUCAUGAUGCUCUCCUUGUAUGGAGUGAACCAGGCUCAGGUGCAGCGCUACCUCAGUUCCCGCACGGAGAAGGCUGCGGUGCUCUCCUGCUACGCCGUCUUCCCUUGCCAGCAGGUGGUCCUCUGCAUGGGCUGCCUCAUUGGCCUGGUCAUGUUUGCCUACUACCAGGAGUAUCCCAUGAGCACCCAGCAGACUCAAGCAGCCCCUGACCAGUUCGUCCUGUACUUUGUGAUGGAUCUCCUGAGAGGCCUGCCAGGCCUGCCUGGGCUCUUUGUUGCCUGCCUCUUCAGUGGCUCCCUAAGCACCAUAUCCUCUGCUUUUAAUUCACUGGCAACUGUUACAAUGGAAGACUUGAUUCGACCCUGGUUCCCUCAUUUCUCUGAAGUCCGGGCCACCAUGCUUUCCAGAAUCAUCGCCUUUGGCUAUGGGCUACUUUGUCUGGGAAUGGCCUAUAUUUCCUCCCAGAUGGGACCUGUGCUGCAGGCAGCAAUCAGCAUCUUUGGUAUGGUUGGGGGCCCGCUGCUCGGACUCUUCUGCCUUGGGAUGUUCUUUCCUUGUGCCAAUCCUCCUGGCGCCAUCAUGGGCCUGCUGGCUGGGCUGACCAUGGCCUUCUGGAUCGGCGUUGGGAGCACAGUGGCCAGCAUGGGCUCUGGCAGAGUGCCCACCCCCCCUGAUGGGCCCGGCUUGUCCCUGCCCAGCAAUCUGACUGCCGUCACCGUGGCCACACUGAUGCCCUCGACUACUGUCUCCAGACCCACAGGGCUACAGCGGCUCUAUUCCCUGUCGUAUUUAUGGUACAGCGCCCACAACUCCACCACGGUCAUUGUGGUGGGCCUGGCUGUCAGUCUGCUCAGUGGCGGAAUGCGGGGCCGGACCCUGAACCCUCGGACCAUUUACCCAGUGUUGCCGAAACUCGUCGCCCUCCUGCCCGUGUCCUGUCAGAAGCGACUUCACUGCAAGACCCACAGCCCGGAUCUGUCUGUGGACACCGCUGUGUUUCCGGAGAAGAUGAACAAUGGUAUGCUAAGGGGCAGCAGAGACGAGGAGGCCAUGGAUGUGCCUGAGGAAGGCCCAGCCGGCCAGGGCGUCGGCCCCACCUUCAUCGUUCAGGAGACCUCACUGUGAUCUGGACUCGGGACCCAGCCCCAGAGACCACCCUGUAGCACAGGGAUGAGUUCCUUGGUGACCCUCAGGGGUGAUCGAGGACUGGGUGAUCUCGCCCACACCAGAGGACCUUGUUCUUGGGAGUUUGUGCUGCGGUAGAAGCUGUCAUGUCACGGGAGGUGUGAGAAUAGGACAGGGUUUUUCCUUGUUCCUUGCCAGUCUGUUCUCUAGAGAACCAGACUUGCAGAGGGUAGGAUUUUGCCAGAGAAAGGGAUACAGGUGAAUCCUCCGGCAAAAGGAUAAUGGCCCCUGAUUCCGCAUCAUCAGGCUCCUUUGAAGUGAAUAGACAUAGCAGUGCUGGACCCACUUUGUCAAGAUUGACCAUCUCCCCCUAAAACUCAGCUGCCUUGGCCAGCUGUUGCUUCCCUCGCGGUCCUCUCGGAGCACACAUUCUGUCAGCCACAAAGGGCCCUUGUAGCACUACUUUCAGGUUAUCUGUGAUACCCAAGCCCCUCAUUAUCUGUCUACCUCCAUUCUUUUUUUUUUUUUUUUUUUAACCUCCAUUCUUGAGAGGGAGGUUUUGGUGUCCCUGAGAGGCGUCACGGAGCAUACAGGUAUAUUCAUCUCCCUCGUGUAGAGUAGGGAAGCUUUCCCUUUCCCUCGCUGCCCCACCUUCCACCUCUGUAAUGGGUACUUGGGGACGGGGAAAAUGUUAAUUUAAGAAACUAGGGGGGGCUUCCCUGGUGGCGCAGUGGUUGGGAGUCCGCCUGCCGGUGCAGGGGACGCAGGUUCGUGCCCCGGUCCGGGAGGAUCCCACAUGCCGCGGAGCGGCUGGGCCCGUGAGCCAUGGCCGCUGAG
Molecule: messenger RNA, 3471 nt
Organism: Kogia breviceps (pygmy sperm whale)
Lineage: Eukaryota; Metazoa; Chordata; Mammalia; Artiodactyla; Physeteridae
Source: RefSeq, a predicted model, not a curated record